AUGUUUUCUCGUCUCUUGAUCGCUGCCUUUGGCGUCACGGCUGCCCUUGGCCAAACAUCUUAUGGAGAGCAGUUCAAGUACUGGGGCUGUGCUAUUGUUGAUGCUGCGGGUUUCAGCAACCCAGUCCCGCUUCCCAACGGUAUCUUGACUCCAGAAACAUGUCAGGCCGCUUGUGCUGGCCACAUGUUCGCCGCGGUGUCUCCUUAUGCUUGCCGUUGCGGAGACGAUGCCAACGCCAUCAAGUCGGUCGGCGAACACUCUUGCAACUACCCAUGUACUCAAGACCCCAACUCUCCCAUGUGUGGUGGAAUAUGCCCCGAGGGUACUCCCAGCAUCUCAAACUUGUUCAUUGUCGAACCGGCUGAGCUUCAAGCUUCUGAACCUGUGCCUCAGCUGGACAACCCGUUAAACCAGCCUGUGUCUAUCAAUGAUGUCCCUCCCUCCAUGGCUCCACAGGCUUCUUUUGCUUCUGACGCACUCCCCGUGGCUACAUCGUCUCCUCUGCCAGGCGGCCCCCUUCCUCAGAGUGAGGUUGUUCAGGCUCCCCCAAAGUCAACUGAUGCCGUUCAGCAGCCCCCUGUGACAUCAGUCACUCCCCCCUCUUCGACUUCCAUUCCAUCUGAUCCUCCCGUUACUUCGCCCGCUCAGCCUGAGCAGUCACCUUCACAGUCGACCAUCAAUUUCCCAUCUACUCUCACACUGCCUUCAAGCGCAUCCCCAUUGGCCCCAACAGCGAGUGCCCCAGACUCUACGACCGAGGUGCCUGGAAUUCCGCCCAAGUCUCAAACAGAGCCUUCCACGAGUGAGACUUUGUUGACAGAGACGGGUCCUAUUCCCUCAGUGGCACCAAGCCGGGUGGAUGUGUCAGAGUCGAGGCGCUUCGAGAUCUCGAUGCUGUCCGCAAUUGGUGGUCUUCUGUUCAUGGUCAUCAUGGCCAUUUAG
Fusarium redolens is the source of this 942-nucleotide messenger RNA. RefSeq lists its product as uncharacterized. Lineage: Eukaryota; Fungi; Ascomycota; Sordariomycetes; Hypocreales; Nectriaceae. Bases 1 to 942 code for a protein of 313 amino acids. The record is from RefSeq and is a predicted model, not a curated record. The transcript has 2 exons.